ACCAAUAAGUUGGUAGUGCUGACUUGUCAAAAUAACCGCGUAUAUUAUUUGAGGUUAUGAAAUUCAUUUUGAAUUAAUAUUGUGUUAAGUGUUAUUAAAAUGGCAAAUACCGGACAAAGCCCGUCUAAAAGAGCAAAAAUAAUUUCUUAUGGACGACCCUCUCUACCAGAUAUAGACCCUACUAAAGAUGUCUUACUCUUUCAACAAAUUGAGCUUGAGCACUAUAUUGGUUCUCAUUACCCUAAUAUGCCAGGGGCUCAAACAGGACCGGUCCCUAUCAUGCGCAUGUUUGGUGUAACGGAAAAUGGAAACAGUGUUUGUUGUCACAUUCAUGGUUUCACACCUUAUUUUUAUGCAUCUUUACCUGAUAAGUUUGUAGAGUCUGAUUUAAUGGACUUUAAAUCAAAACUUAAUGCAGCAGUUUUGGCUGAUAUGCGUUCAAACAAAAAUAACUUAUCUGAGGCAGUAUUAAUGAUUGAAAUAGUCAUGGGAAAAUCUUUGUGUGAUUACACAGGGGAUGAUGAUACCAAGUUUGCUAAAAUCACUGUAGCUUUACCUAAAUUGGUUCCAGCUGCUAAAAGAUUAUUAAAAACUACUGCUGGUUUAACCCCAGCUACACAAUACCAUGAUUUUUCUAUAUAUGAAUCAAAUGUUGACAUUGAAACUCGAUUCUUAGUCGACACAAACAUUUUGGGUUGUUGCUGGAUCGAAUUGCCAGCUAAAAAAUGGUUCAUUCGUACAAAAACCACAAAUUUUCACAUCACAACCCGUUGUCAAUUAGAAGUUGAUGUUUCCUUUUCCGAUUUCAUUGCUCAUACUCCUGAAGGCGAUUGGGCGCGUGUGGCUCCUUUUAAAAUACUUAGUUUUGAUAUUGAAUGUGCUGGACGUAAGGGUAUAUUUCCAGAACCAAAUGUGGAUCCUGUAAUCCAAAUUGCUAAUGUACUUAAACUACAUGGAAGCAAUGAGGUUAUUGGUAGAGUUGUUAUGACAUUAAAUACUUGUGCUCCAAUUGGGCACGCGGAAGUACAAAGUUUUAAUAAGGAAGAAGAAUUAUUAUCAGCCUGGUCAGAUUUUGUAUGCAAAGUCGAUCCGGAUCUUUUAACUGGUUAUAACAUAAACAACUUUGAUCUUGCAUACUUAAUUGAUCGCGCGCAACAUUUGAAAUUAAAAAAAUUCUGUUAUUUGGGGAGAAUUUUAGACGUUCCUUCAAUAGUUAAAGAAGUCGUUAAUCAAACGAAAGUUGGUAGAAGAACAUUUAAAACGAUAAAUUUCGAAGGGAGGAUCGCUUACGAUAUGUUAGUAGCCAUUAAGCGCGAUUUUAAACUGAGAUCAUACACUUUAAAUAACGUUUCUCAAGAAAUUUUGGGGGAACAAAAAGAGGAUGUUCAUUAUAGUAUUAUUACUGAUUUACAAAAUGGUGAUGAACAAACUCGAAGAAGGCUGGCGGUUUAUUGUAUUAAGGAUGCCGAUUUACCAUUAAAAUUAAUGGAUCAUGUUAAAAGUUUUAUUAAUGAUGUUGAGAUGGCUCGUGUUACUGGUGUUCCAAUAACCAGUUUGUUAAGUAAAGGAGAACAAGUUAAAGUUGUUGCGCAGUUAUUAAGACAUGGUAAAAAAGCUGGCUAUUUUAUGCCAAUACAUGAAGGUGCACCAUCUUCAGACCAAUACGAAGGUGCCACUGUAAUUGAACCAAAACGUGGUUACUACAAAGAUCCAAUUGCUACGCUCGAUUUUAGUUCUUUAUAUCCAAGUAUUAUGAUUGCACAUAAUUUAUGUUAUACAACGUUGUUAAGAAAGAAUAUGAAAGACAGAUUGGGAUUAACUCCUGAUAAAAUAACGACUACACCAAACGAACACAUGUUUGUUAAAACUUCGGUUCGUAAAGGCUUAUUGCCAGAAAUUUUGGAACAAUUAUUAACUGCCAGAAAGAAAGCUAAAGCAAUGUUGAAAGAUGAAAAAGAUCCUGUGAUGAGAGCUGUUUUAGAUGGUCGUCAAUUAGCUUUGAAAAUCUCUGCAAAUUCGGUUUAUGGAUUUACUGGAGCUCAAAAUGGGAAAUUACCUUGUUUAGAAAUAUCUGGGAGUGUAACAGCUUAUGGAAGAUCGAUGAUUCAUCAAACGAAAGAAGAGGUGGAACAACAUUAUUGUUUGAAAAAUAAUUUUCAUGCUGACGCUGAAGUUAUUUACGGCGAUACAGAUUCUGUUAUGGUUAACUUUAAAGUAAAAACAUUAGAAGAAGCUAUGGAAUUAGGAAGACAAGCAGCUGAACAUAUCAGCGAAAAGUUUAUUAAACCCAUCAAAUUAGAAUUUGAAAAAGUGUAUUACCCAUAUUUAUUAAUAAAUAAAAAAAGAUACGCUGGUUUGUAUUUUACAAGACCAGAUAAAUAUGAUAAAAUGGACUGUAAAGGUAUAGAAACAGUAAGAAGGGAUAAUUGCACUUUAGUUGUAGAUGUUAUCAAUACAUGCCUUCAAAAAUUGCUUAUACACAAAGAUCCUGAAGGAGCUAUCGCUUAUGUAAAACAAAUUAUUAGUAAUCUAUUGCAAAAUAACGUUGAUAUUUCACAAUUAGUAAUCACCAAAGAACUUACAAAAGAAGACUACGCAGCGAAGCAAGCUCAUGUUGAGUUAGCAAAAAAAAUAACAAAAAGAGAUCCAGGAAAUGCCCCAAAAUUAGGAGAUCGAAUUCCUUACGUUAUCAUAGCAGCAGCAAAAAAUACCCCAGCGUUUCAAAAAGCUGAAGACCCAAUUUAUGUUUUAGAGAAUAGUAUUCCAAUCGACACCGUUUAUUACUUAGAAAAUCAACUUUCCAAACCUCUCAUAAGAAUUUUCGAACCCAUUUUAGGCCCAAACGCCGAAUCGGAUCUUUUAAGAGGCGAACACACGCGAAAAAAGACUGUUGUUACAUCAAAAGUGAGCGCAUUAGCAAGAUUCACCGAGAAAAAAGAGACUUGCCUUGGUUGUCGAACCGUUUUAAAAGGCGAUUAUGAAAAGGAAGCUUUGUGCCAAUAUUGUAAACCCAAAGAAAUGUCUUUGUAUAUUAAUGAAUUGGAGCAGCACCGACAGUUAGAGAGUCGCUUUUCCGCUUUAUAUACAGAAUGUCAACGUUGUCAGGGUUCUUUACAUGAAGAAGUACUUUGUACAAAUCGAGAUUGUCCUAUUUUUUAUAUUCGUAAAAAAGUUCAAAUGGAAUUAGAAACUACUGAAAAGAAAAUUUGUCGUUUUGGUGUAUUGGAGGAGGAUUUUUAAUUAAUCCUAAUGAUUGUUUUAAUUAAACUUAAUGUUAUAAUAAACAAAAUCACUGUUUUCUUUAUUUUGAAUAUAUAGAGAUGAA
Molecule: messenger RNA, 3325 nt
Organism: Onthophagus taurus
Lineage: Eukaryota; Metazoa; Arthropoda; Insecta; Coleoptera; Scarabaeidae
Gene: PolD1
Product: DNA polymerase delta 1, catalytic subunit
Biological process (GO): DNA-templated DNA replication; DNA replication proofreading; nucleotide-excision repair, DNA gap filling
Cellular component (GO): delta DNA polymerase complex
Molecular function (GO): 3'-5'-DNA exonuclease activity; DNA binding; nucleotide binding
Source: RefSeq, a predicted model, not a curated record